Oryzias melastigma (Indian medaka) is the source of this 7025-nucleotide messenger RNA. It is a transcript of the gene ern2, whose product is annotated as endoplasmic reticulum to nucleus signaling 2. The record is from RefSeq and is a predicted model, not a curated record. The transcript has 24 exons. Gene Ontology annotation, biological process: intrinsic apoptotic signaling pathway in response to endoplasmic reticulum stress; protein phosphorylation; mRNA processing. Lineage: Eukaryota; Metazoa; Chordata; Actinopteri; Beloniformes; Adrianichthyidae. Gene Ontology annotation, cellular component: IRE1-TRAF2-ASK1 complex. Bases 301 to 3186 code for a protein of 961 amino acids. Gene Ontology annotation, molecular function: RNA endonuclease activity; protein serine/threonine kinase activity; ATP binding.
GGGUGGGGCGGCUUGCCCACAGAGGGGGUUUGACAGUUCUCUCCCGACGUCACCGGUUCCGUCCCAACACGGAAAUAUGUAAAAGUGUCAGGAGUUGUAGUCAUGGAUUUAAAGCGGUACCGCUAAAAUAUUUAUAUUUUCAAAACGUUCUGAAUGUCUAUCAAUGUCGUUACCGCUCCGCAUGCGUUUAACUAUGGGACAGCUAUCCGCGGGCGCUGAAAAUGAGGAACGUUUUCGACCUUUGUUGUUAGUUCGGCCGCUUUAAUCCUCCGGACCUUGAAACAAAGUGUUUUGGGGGUCAUGGGAACUCUCGGACUCCUGCUAAUACCUCUUAUCCUGCUGACCUGGGAGGCUAGCCAAAUUCAGGCUGCAGGGGCCAGAUCAGUCACCCUCCCAGAGUCCCUUCUGUUCAUCUCCACCUUGGAUGGCAGUCUGCAUGCUGUCUCCAAACAGACAGGAGACAUCAAGUGGACCCUAAGAGAAGACCCCAUUGUUCAAGUUCCUGUUUACCUCACAGAGCCAGAUUUUCUCCCAGAUCCAAAUGAUGGCAGUUUGUAUGUACUUGGUGGAAAGCACAAGGAGGGCUUGAUGAAACUGCCCUUCACCAUCCCAGAGCUGGUUCAGUCAGCUCCCUGCAGAAGCUCUGAUGGCAUACUUUACACAGGGAAAAAGCAGGAUGUGUGGUUUGUGGUGGAUCCUGAAACAGGCGAGAAGCAAACCAGUUUAACCACCUCCGCCUCCGAAUCCAUCUGUCCCAACAGCCCUCUGCUCUACAUCGGACGCACAGAGUACGUGAUUACCAUGUUUGAUACAAAGACACAGGAACUGAGAUGGAAUGCAACAUACAACGAUUACUCUGCCCAUCCUUAUGACGAGAAGCUUGACUACAAGAUGGCCCACUUGGUCUCGAGUGGUGACGGACUUGUUGUGACUGUGGACAGAGAGUCAGGGGACGUCCUGUGGAGUCAAAACUACGGCUCCCCGGUCAUCGGGGUCUACCUGUACUCUGGGGACUCGCUGAGACACGCGCCUCACCUGUCCCUCGCCAUAGAAACGUUACGGUUCCUCACCUUCUCCGCCAAGGAUCAGGCUGAAGCACACUCCUCCUUGAAGUGGAGCUAUCAGUUUGUGAAAGAGCAAGCCACUGCACAAGCUCAGCUCGUACCCACUCUCUAUGUAGGAAAGCUGGACUCCCACUUCUAUGCCUCCACUUCUCUUGUCCACCAUGGGGUCUCUUUAUUGCCACGAGGAUUGAUCCUGGCUCGGAUCGAGGGUCCCGUGACGUCCGGAGUGACGGUUAGUGGGAGAGGGGAGUGUGAAAUCACACCGUCCACCGAUGUGCGCUAUCCACCAGGAAGCACAGCCAGCAAGAAAAACCACUGGCUGCUCAUCGGGCACCACGAGCUCCCUCCUGUAGCCCACACCACCAUCCUGAGGGAUUUCCCCGUCUCUCUGCAGCACUCCACCGAGAAAGUUAUCCCUCCUCGAUCUACGGCUUCCUCUGACUCCUACUACCAUCAGCACUACUUCCAGACAGUGACUGAAGGCCACGGCGACCCGGCGUCUAAUAAAGAAGGAGCUGAUGGCAGGAAAACGGGACAGACUCCGAGGCCAGCCGCUGUGCUGCCCGUCAGCCUGACUCAGGACCGCCUGACCCUGGCUGUCCUCACUCUGCUGCUUGGAGGAUGGCUCACUAUUGUGCUUACGUAUCUCAUCCGCACCACCCAGCAACUGAAAGUUCAGAGGCAGCAGGAGGAAGCAUUUGAGACUCGCCUUCAGCGCAUGCAGAACAACAUUCAGACCAACACCUCAACCUCUGGAGACACGACCCAGUCUGCUGACACGAAUCUCACAAGGGAAUCUCCACCUUCAUCCACUGACUCUCCACCCAGCCUCAACAGCAGCAACAUCCCAGAGGCAGAAGAAGUUAGUACAGCUGCUCCUAAAACCACAGAAGAAGGAAGCAGUGAGGAAGUGCAGGUGGGAAAAGUUUCCUUUUCCCCCACUGAGGUGCUCGGACAUGGAUCUGCAGGAACAUUUGUGUUCAAGGGUACAUUUGAUGGACGGCAUGUGGCGGUGAAGCGAAUCCUGCCAGAGUGUUUUGAGGUGGCAGAGCGGGAGGUGCAGCUCCUGCGGGAGUCCGACACGCAUCCAAACGUCAUCCGAUACUUCUGCACAGAGAGGGACCGCCUUUUCACUUACAUCGCCAUCGAGCUGUGCGCUGCAACGCUGCAACAGUAUGUGGAAGAUCCAUCUUCUUUCUCUGAUCUGAGUCCGAUAACUGUGCUGGAACAGACCAUGUGUGGCCUCUCCCACCUCCAUUCACUCAACAUAGUCCAUCGUGACUUGAAGCCGAGGAACAUUCUCCUCUCUGGGCCUGGAGCUCUAGGAAGAGUCCGAGCUCUCAUCUCCGACUUUGGACUCUGUAAAAAGAUCCCAGACGGUCGGAGCAGCUUCUCUAUGCGGUCUGGAAUACCGGGAACUGAAGGGUGGAUAGCACCCGAAGUGCUUCGAGACACACCGGGAAAUAAACCAACGGCAGCAGUGGACGUGUUCUCGGCCGGCUGUGUCUUCUACUAUGUGGUCAGCAGAGGGCAGCACCCCUUCGGCGACGCAUUAAGAAGACAAAUCAACAUCCUGUCUGGAGAAUAUUCACUCUCACAUUUUAAAGAGGAAUCAAAUGAUGACAUUAUAGCACGGGAUCUGAUUGAGCAGAUGAUUAGUGCUGACGCAGAAACCCGGCCCUCCACCGAGUGUGUGCUCAAACAUCCUUUCUUCUGGAGUCGGGAGAAGCAGCUGCUCUUUUUCCAGGACGUGAGUGACCGGAUAGAGAAGGAGCCAGCAGACAGUCCCAUCGUGGUCAGAUUGGAGACGGCAGGUAGAGGGGUGGUCCGGACCAACUGGAGAAUGCACAUCUCUGUCCCUCUGCAGACAGACUUGAGGCGGUUCAGGACAUAUAAAGGAAACUCUGUUAGAGAUCUGCUUCGAGCCAUGAGGAAUAAGAAGCAUCACUACCACGAGCUACCCCCAGAGGUGCAGGAGACUCUUGGCGAACUUCCCGAGGGCUUCGUCAGCUACUUCACCUCACGGUUUCCACGGUUACUGAUGCACACACAUGCCGCCCUCCUCAUCUGUGCUCACGAGAGGCUGUUUCAUCCAUACUAUAAGCACCCCAAAGCCAAAUAACCUUCACUCCACCCCCAGCUCCUCGUUCCACAUGCUUCAUAAUAUUAUGCUAUUGCUUUUGUAAAGCCUGUAUAGAUUCUUUUUUAAAGUUGGUUACAGUGCUGAGGGGGAAAAAAGUUUUCUAUGCCUGCAGCUGUUUUUAUAGAUUAAUUUAAAUUUGUUUGGUUCCUCACAUUAAUAAAACCUUCAGAGUUUUAUUUCUGGAAAUGUUUCCUGGAAGCAAAGCUAAUACAAUUAUCACAGCUAUUAGUAAUGGACAAAACUUUUAUACUGAAAACAAAGCUAAUGUAACACAGUGUGUCUACAAUCCUUGAACUUCAGUAAUAAAGUCAAGGAUUGGUACAACGUGCUCCACACCAAAACAAACUUUUAUUUAAAAGCACUUCAUGUGUCAAACACUGAUCGAGCAUUUCUUUCUGAGCAUCAUAACUACAAAAUAAGGCAACAGCAAAAAAGUGAAUAUCAUGGAAAAGUGUAUUUAUUUACAUAACUCCACUAAAAAAAACUUUCAUAGAACAAAGAUAUAGACGCAGAGCCCACUGUUUGAUUGAUUUCAAGCAUUUGUUACCUAAAUUUGUGUCCCAGCUCAUGAAAAACAGGAUUUCAGAAUUUAGUAUGCUAUGGAGAAAUCACCAUUUACUUCUCAGUUUUUCCCAAAGAUUAUGAUCGCAUCAAAUCAUUUAAAGUAUAUUUUCCAGAAUAUUAUUUCUUUCAUCAAAACUGUAUCAUUAUGGUCAGGGUCCAGGUCCCUCUGGAAUCUCCAUCCAGACCCUCAGCAGAAGGAAUCAUGAAGUCCUCUAGAACAUUCUGCUAGACGGUUGCAGUGAUUUUGGAUUGGAGAAAAUAGAGUUUACCAACACUAGAGCUGGACGUUUCAGCCCAAAUCACGACUGACUGUGGAGAUUUCACAUUGAACCUCCAACAGUUUGGGUUCUGCCCCUCACCAAUCUUCCUCUAAACUGUUGGACCUUCAUUCCCAAAUUAAAGAUACUUUACUUUCAUCAGAAAACAGGAUCUUGGACCACAGGUCAACAGUCCAGUCCUUCUUCUCAUUGGUCCAGUUGAGAUGUUUCCUCCAUUGGCUCAGAAGUGUCAUGACCUGAGGAACCCAACAGUUGCAGUCCAUCUCCUCCUCCUCAUUCCACUCUCUGGAGUCGUCUCUUUUGCUGGAGCAUCUCUGCUGUAACAUUUGACCCUUCUGUUAGACUUUCCGUUGAUCUGCUCGGACACAGCGCUCUGUGAACAGUGUCUCCAUACCCAGAAUAUGGAGGGGAUCAACAGCUGCGUAGUAAUCAGAAUAAAAGCCUGAUCAGAAUAAAAAUGUCACAUAAACACGCCAUUCGGAAUACUCUGGCCCAAUCAGACUCAUUCGGAUCAAAAUUAGGUGGGUGAUACCGAUUGUUGAACUGAUCACGGUGUAUAUAAACAAAGCAUUCCGACUGUAUGUUAUUUCUGUGCUUUUACGUCACGCAUAGAGGGCGUGGUUCUCUAGGAGAGACUUCGGAGCGCUAACAGGACAGAUUGGCUGCAGCUGGACUCUUAGCUUUAUUUUUGCAAGGAGGGGAGGAUGCUUUGUUUUUUGGUAUGCACUUUGGAGCGCAGUCCGUCCAGCUGUUCUGCGCAAGCUAGCUGUCAGACUUGUGAAAACUCUCCCAGGAGAACUGUGCUUUGGGACGGAGUAUGUGCUUGUGGAGGGGAUUUUUGAACACCGCGCUCCAAACAGUCCUCUGACACUUUUCCAAUCAUGUGAAUUUGUGUUUACAGUGGUGCCUGGACUGAUUUUAGGCCCAUCCUUGGCUAAAUGUCUAACUCUAACCCUUCCUCCAAGUGUGUGCGGCCAAGAAUAAGAUACUGACCACAUGGAUUUAGAAAAUUACGAGUGAACAGUUUCCAGUAUUUUAGCUAGUUCUGUGUAUGUCAAAAUGAUUUAUUCCGAAUAAACAUGUGACGUAUGUAAACCUUUGUUACAACUGGAUAAAGUUUCUCAGGGCCCAUGUGGACAGUUCUAUUCUAAUCCGAUUGAGGACAUUUUGCACAUGUAAACGCAGCUCCAGAUUGUGUUCUUGUUGUCAAGACAACUGAACCACUUUAGUGACAUCAGAGAAACCUGAGCAGGUGCUUUAGUUUAGUAGAUGAUUAGUUAGUGAAACUCAGUUUAAAACAUUCAUGUCCUGCAGGAUUUGGACAGAUUCCUCCACAACAUUUUCUUUUUUGUGAGUUUCAUGAGCUGGAACCACAAUUUAUGUAAAAAUAAACAAUUAAAUACCUGAAUUCAAUAAAACAGCGGCUUCUGAAUCUAUAUUCUUUGAAAGUUUACUUUUUUGAAUGAGAUUAUAAUAUUCUAUUUUUUAGUGGGUCUGUAUUUAAGCAGUAAAAUAUUUCACCUGGUUCCUGUUGCUAGUGAUCCUACUGGUGUGCUGUUGAACUAUUGAUAUUUAUCCACCGCCUGUGUUCCUGUGUGUCUGAAGGACGCAUGGAUCUGGUAUUUAUUACAUACAGUAUGCAGCUCACCGUGGUCUUAUUGCAUUUCUGUUUUGGAAACACUCCUGGAAACCCUUUCUAUGGGAAAUCUGGGAUGAGUACGGACCUGUAUGAACGGGUUUGUGUUGCCUUAUUUUGUGUUUCCUCAGUUCUUCACUACUAAAUUGCACAAAGCUUGAGAGUUUAACUCUACACUGCCACAGGGAAUAAAGGCUACUCAUUUUGGAAAAAAAAUGUCUGUACUUGCUGUAAAGUGUGAUUGUUGGUCUGCAUCAGAGCUAUUUUACAGUUGCACCUUUUUUUUUUUUUGAAGAAAUAAAUAAAUUGACACUUUGGGUGUACCAAAGACUAAUCAAGGGAUUUUCUCAUUGAUUUUCAUGGGAGGAUGUGAGCUGUGUUCCUAAAGCUUAAGAAUUUUUUUUUGUUUGAUUAAGGAACUGCAGACCAAAAAAGAAGUAUAUUUGCAAAUAAAACCCAGACUUAAAAACAUUAAUAUAUGAAAGACAACAGUGGCUUGCAAAAUUAUUCACCCCCUUGGAUGUUUUAUCCUUGUUUUGCCAUUAUAAAUCACUAAUGGUCAAUAAAAAUUGCAGUUAUUCACUCUAAAACUUAUUGAAAAUAACCCUCCUUGUUGAAGUGAAAACAGAUUUCUACAAAGUAAUGUCAACAAAACAAGAGAUAUAGAAAGAAAUCUAAUUGUUUCCACAAUUAUUUAUUACUUUGUAGAAAUCUGCAGUCGUUUUUUUCACUGAAAGACAUCUGUGUUCAUCUUAACUAAAAGUAAAGUAAAUAAAAGCAAAUAUUAGUUUUUUAGCUCAGCAUCAUUUUAUGCAUAUGGGAGCAGCUCAAUGAUGUAAAUGAAUAUAUGUUUUGGAAUCAAACAUACAGUCUUGGGAAGUGCACAUGUCCUGCAGACAUUUUUAGUGAGUAAAAACCUCAGCAUGUGGUGAAUCUACACUUCUCUCUACUGCAGAUGUCCUCUACUAAAAAUCCAGGAUGGCUCCGAAUGACAGUAGAUGUGUCAGCUAUAUAUUCACGAUUAGCAGCCAACAGCCUCGUUUUCCUGCUAAAACUAAACCACAUUUACAAGAAAAAACCCAAAGAAAAUGACUCUUCACAAUCCUAGAUUUCAUUUGUUUAGACAGACAGGCAGCAGAGCUGAGACGUGCAGGCUCAUCCACAAAACAUUAUUGAUGUCUGCAGUACUGCCUCCACAUUUAGAGAAAAGGAAGUUAUAACCGCUGAGGGGGUGGAAGCACUGCACUACAAAAACGGAAUCUAAAGAAAGUUAAAAGAUCCUUGUUUAAAACAAAUGUCAUUUUAUGUAUAACCUUUUUAAUAAAGUGUUUCAAAAGCAA